Messenger RNA from Periconia digitata, 1942 nucleotides. NCBI's taxonomy places the organism in Eukaryota, Fungi, Ascomycota, Dothideomycetes, Pleosporales, Periconiaceae. The record is from the annotation of a GenBank genome assembly.
ACAUGAUUCUGGACUGGUAGCGGCUGAGCAGGAUCCGGCAGCAUGGCAAACGAAGAACGACGAACGAAGCCGGAAACUUCUACGAUGCAGUCUUUUCAGAUCAGGAGGGUCGACAAGGCCCUUGAUUUGCUCGCCAUCCAGCGGCCAUUUCCCGACGGCAAGCAACGUCAUAUCAGAAAAAGAAAAGCAGACGCUUUGUGCAUAGGAUUUGCUUGCGCCUUCGCGUCGCAUACCGCUCAUUGUAGCGCCUCUCGAUGCCAUCGUGACUCCCAGCAUGUAUGCAUACCGGCUCGUCUUCGAGUGUGCGCGCCCUGCCAACGACAAAGCCAGACGCAUCAUGGAGCAUGCUUCUGCAUACAAAGUACCACCACAAAGUGAUUACAUCAACAUACCCACGUUAGGCUCUAUUCAGUAUAUGUUAGAAAAACAAUAGUAUCGGUACCCUUGAUCAGCCAGCCGAGUCACCGAACUUGAUGUCGCGAUGAGAUGCGUCACAGUGCGCCGGUGCUCGCCUUGCCCUCGUGCCCCAAGACCCAAGCUUACAUGCUACCGACGCACGUAUAGCGAACGCCACAAAGAAUUCUCCAUCGUAGUAGACCGGGUAUGAGUAUUGCCGGAGCUUGGUUGGUGGGAUUAGGCGGCCAUUCCCUGUUAGCUCAUGGCCCAUGUGUGAUCGAGUUGAGGCUUCUGACCUGUGGCGUACGGAGUAGGUAGAUUUCUCAUCGUCUUUAUUUUCGUCGCUCUGAAUGGCUAUUCUUGUAAUGCUGGUCCCUCAGCUCUGUUUCCCCAAAUCAGGCACGCAUAGGGAACCUCGUAUGGUGAAUGCUAACCUGUUUUGGGAUUGACCGUUUUUAUAUUACCGGUCGUCCACCUCCUCCUUCCUCACGUCUACAUAUACACUGGGGCCCCCUUUCCCGUCUUUUGAAAUUAGAACAUCCCACUUCAUAGUGCCCAUCGGCUGACCCAUUCCGCUGGAAGGCUAAACAUCCAAGCUUCCUACUCCACUUUGAUGAUACCAUCGACUGCUGGCGCCAUGUUCCCAACGAUGCACACCCACACUCUCCCGUCCCAGGAGGCGAAUUCACCAUCACAGUCCCAGAUUCGGACACAAGCUUCAUCUCCAGCAUCAUCUCUCUCGGGCCAAGAGCCUGAGAAGAAGCCCAAGAAAGUCAAUAGCGAGCUUCGAAAGCAGCAAAACCGGAUAGCUUCGCGCAACUACCGCGAGAAACGGAAAAGGAAACUACAAUACCUCCAGCAACUCAUCAGGGAAGGUGGUUCACACUCUCCUCAGGCCACUUCGGCAGCCAAAAGCGAAACAACUGGAACACAGCGUCAACAUAAAGGCAAAAGCCAGGCCCAGAGACGUAUCGUGCCGUCGAAUCUGUACUCUCAACCAGCACCCUCAAGCAGCAGCAGCAACAACAUUGCCACCAACCUCACCGGAAACACAAUGCUAUUGCCAACGAGGCCCUUUACGGCACCCCUAUCCACAACCAACAGCAACUCACAGCCUCCAUUGCCUGCACCAACCACAUCCCCCUAUCCCGAACACCCCGUCCCAACCACUCGCCCAUCGUCGUACCUUCCCUUUGACCCCACGUGGCAAACAUCUCCCAUGUACGACAUCCCCCCACCAAUUGAAAUACCAUCGUGGAACAGCCUUCCGCUGCCCUGGAUUCCGAACAUCGAGUUCAGUCCACCCAUGACCACGAGAUCUGCCGAUGACUUCCAAUUUACACCGCCACCACCUCCACCACCGCCGCUCUCCUACUCGAGCUACGAGCAGCUUCCCACUCCACCGCGACAGGAGCUUACGCCUGAACCCGACUUCUACUUUUCCGGCGCUACGAGCGGAAGCUUUGCGGAUUGUAGAAGGGUGCUGUUGGAUGGGGCGCAGAAUAGCGUCAGCUUGCCUAGCUCACCGUUUUGUCACCCACGAUGA